This is a messenger RNA of Drosophila suzukii, 671 nucleotides long. RefSeq lists its product as uncharacterized. NCBI's taxonomy places the organism in Eukaryota, Metazoa, Arthropoda, Insecta, Diptera, Drosophilidae. The record is from RefSeq and is a predicted model, not a curated record.
ACCUGCUUUUGAUCACUUGUCAAAAUUAAACAAAAUUACCAAUAUUAUGUGUUCCUGCCACACAGGUAUUAUAGUUUCCAGAAGUUAAGAAACAAUGUUUACUGUGGCGCGAAUAAUAAGCUCGACAACAUGUACCAGACUGUUAUAUGCACGGAAAGCACCUUCUCAUAUCAAUGUGCCUCAUAAAAAGAUAUGGAUUAGCUUACGCAAAAAGAAUGGCCUAGUUUUUAGAGACCACUCCGUUUUGAGCACGAAAAAUGUCAUUUACAAAUAUCCCUUCAAAUCCCACAGGCGGCAAUACUCCGACAGACUAUACGAAAAAGGCAGAGGAGAGGAACUUAACUAUUUUCUUAGGCUUGGCAGAGAACAAUUUAUGAAAAUUAGAAAGAAUAGGAUUCAAGAAAUUACCAACGAUAUCGCGAAAUUGGAAAAAGAGAUCCAAGAAAUGGAAAAGCAAACAAGUCGCCGUUCACAGAAAAAUAAAGAGCUUCUUAUGAAGGAAUUGCAGGCUCUAAGGGAUAUGUUAGAGAGAUUUCAUAAGACCUUCGAAAAAGAGAACGAAUAAAAGAUCUCAGAUAAUAAAUUUUAAAUUUUUUAUAUAUCUACAGAUCCAGACAGUCCAAUACCGUGAGAAAUAAUGCUUAAGGUCGUAGAAAAGAUAAUUCAACUGU